Molecule: messenger RNA, 1194 nt
Organism: Impatiens glandulifera
Lineage: Eukaryota; Viridiplantae; Streptophyta; Magnoliopsida; Ericales; Balsaminaceae
Product: protein MRG1
Exons: 11
Coding region: 97-1041 (314 amino acids)
Biological process (GO): regulation of DNA-templated transcription; chromatin organization
Cellular component (GO): nucleus; histone acetyltransferase complex
Source: RefSeq, a predicted model, not a curated record
UCACAUGUCUCUGGUUCUUCUUCAGAGAAGGCCAUAAACAGUUAUUUGUAGACCGGCAAGUAACAUCGUCCGAAUCUCGUAGGUUUAAAAGAUUAGAUGGGGGGAAGCUUGAAGGACGAUUCUGACACCGACGGCGACAACUCUGGCGGAGAUGUUCCUGAUUCCGAUACUUCCCUAUAUUCCGAAGGCGAAAAAGUUCUCGCCUAUCAUGGUCCGCGCAUCUACGAAGCCAAGGUUCAAAAAACUGAAUUGAGGAAGAAAGAAUGGAGAUACUUUGUCCACUAUCUUGGUUGGAAUAAAAACUGGGAUGAAUGGGUAAGGGCAGAGCGGCUGAUGAAACAUACAAAGGAGAAUGUGCAGAAGCAGCAGACACUUGAAAAAAAGCAGGGUGUAGAUAAGAACUCAAAGUCAGGGCGUGCUGGACAAUCUAAACCUAAAUCCUCAACUGAUGUUAAGACAGAAAAGGAGGACUUAAAGAACAUGGUGGCAAAAGGGAAGAAAAGAAAGACAGAGUCCGUUAUCGCGAAGGAUAAUGCGGCUAUGGAGAAGCUAGUUAAGAUCCAGAUCCCAUCAACUCUAAAGAAACAAUUAGUUGAUGACUGGGAGUUCAUUAAUCAGCAGGAUAAGCUUGUUAAACUUCCUUGUUCUCCCACUGUUGAUGAUAUAUUGACCAAGUAUCUUCAAUACAGGACAAAAAAAGAUGGCUUGAUUACCGAUUCUGUUGGAGAAAUCUUGAAUGGGUUGCGGUGUUAUUUUGAUAAAUCAGCGACGGUUAUUUUGUUGUACAAAAAGGAGCGUCAACAAUAUCGUGAAGCAGUAACAGAUGGUGUUUCUCCAUCCAGUGUAUAUGGUGCUGAACAUUUCUUGCGCCUUUUUGUUAAGCUUCCAGAGCUAUUCUCUUGUGUAAAGAUUGAAGAAGAAACAAUGGGCAGAAUUAUGCAAAAUUUAGCAGACCUUCUCAAGUUCUUACAGAAGCACCAGGGCACUUUUUUUCUCUCGGCAUACGAGUCAUCAAAAAGUAUUGAAAAAGCAAAAAGAUAAACGAGGUUUUUUUUUCUAUACACCAGCUUCAUGUAACCCUAGCUAUAAGCUAGCCACAAGGUGAGAUUUUGAUUUUGCUGACUUUGUUGUAGUUUGAUCGAUAUAGAUUUAUUUUCCGAUGAUGUUAGAACCCUAGAGUUUUCUUCUUCUUCC